Messenger RNA from Entelurus aequoreus (snake pipefish), 2022 nucleotides. It is a transcript of the gene gjc2, whose product is annotated as gap junction protein gamma 2. Gene Ontology annotation, cellular component: connexin complex. Gene Ontology annotation, biological process: cell communication. The transcript has 2 exons. The record is from RefSeq and is a predicted model, not a curated record. The coding region runs from base 92 to 1339 and encodes 415 amino acids. Lineage: Eukaryota; Metazoa; Chordata; Actinopteri; Syngnathiformes; Syngnathidae.
GUCUUGGCAGGGGAUCUAGAAGGGGACCUUCAGGACGGGAAAUGCAUGUGGAACUUCUUCAGAUUUUAGUUAAAAAGCCUCCAAGAGCAACAUGAGCUGGAGCUUCCUCACUCGUCUGCUGGAAGAGAUCCACAACCACUCCACCUUUGUGGGCAAAGUGUGGCUGACCGUGCUCAUCAUCUUCCGCAUCGUCCUCACGGCGGUCGGAGGCGAGUCCAUCUACUCGGAUGAGCAGACCAAGUUCACCUGCAACACUAAGCAGCCCGGCUGCGACAAUGUGUGCUACGAUGCCUUCGCGCCCCUCUCGCAUGUACGCUUCUGGGUUUUCCAGAUCAUCAUGAUCUCCACGCCGUCCAUCAUGUACAUGGGCUACGCCAUACACAAGAUAGCCCGCACUUCGGAGGAGGAGCGGCGCAGGAAUCACAGGAUCCGCAAAAAGCCUGCUCCUCACUCCAGGUGGAGGGAAAGCCACCAUCUGGAGGACAUCUUGGAGGGAGAUGACGAUGCAGAGCCUAUGAUCUAUGAAGACACACUAGAGGGUCAGGAGGUCAAGGCCGAGUUGGGAAACAGCAAUUGCAACGAGGCGCCAAAGCACGAUGGUCGGCGUAGAAUUAUGCAAGAGGGGCUGAUGCGGAUCUACGUUCUUCAACUCAUGUCACGAGCGAUCUUUGAAAUCGCUUUCCUUGCAGGACAGUACCUCCUGUAUGGAUUCCGAGUUAGUCCUUCCUUUGUGUGCAACAGGGUCCCCUGUCCACACCGAGUGGACUGUUUCAUUUCCAGGCCCACCGAAAAAACAAUCUUCUUGAUCAUCAUGUACGUGGUAAGCUGCCUCUGCCUUAUGCUUAACGUGUGCGAGAUGCUCCACUUGGGAAUCGGCACUUUCCGAGACAUCCUGCGCCUGAAGAGGAGGCAUGGUCGGCGUACCUGCGGCUACCCGUUCUCCCGCAAUAUUCCCGCCUCCCCUCCCGGGUACAACUUGGUCAUUAAGACGGACAAACCCAGCAGGAUGCCCAACAGCCUCAUCACUCAUGAGCAGAACAUGGGCAACGUGGCCCAGGAGCAGCAGUGCACCAGCCCGGAUGAGAACAUCCCAUCGGAUCUGGCGAGCCUUCACCGCCACCUGAGGGUCGCCCAGGAGCAGCUGGAUAUGGCCUUUCAGACGUACCAAACUAAGAACCCCCAGCAGACCUCCAGAACCAGCAGUCCUGUGUCUGGGGGAACUAUGAUGGAGCAAAACCGAGUCAACACUGUCCAGGAGAAGCAGGGAGCUAGGCCCAAGUCAGCCACAGAGAAGGCUGCUACAAUUGUUAAAAACGGAAAAACCUCAGUCUGGAUUUAGAAAUAAAAGUGUAAUUUAUUAGCAAAGAUCUAAGACUAAGUGACUACACAGUGACACAGCUGGAAGAUCUGUGGGGUGGACUACAAUCAGACAAAUAUAAAGAUUAUAGAACAUAGCGGACAAACAAAAAAUACACAAACUUUUGAGAAUCAUCUUUGUUACUGUCUAUUGUCCUUUUUGUGCUUUCCACCAUUAACGUAGUAGGCCUCACUAGUAACCAGAUCUCUAAUUGAACUAAAUCGUCAACAUAGAAACAAGAGCGUUCUGAGCUAUUUAUCUGAUCUACCCUUGAUUGCUGCUGAACUGGAUUUAUUGGCUGACUUCUUGGGAAGGAUGACUGUUGAUUGUUGUUGGGAAAAAAAUUAUAUAUUUAAUAUAAAAGGAUAGUAUAUGGAUGUAGUAUGGAAAAGUGUUGCUAGACGCAGGUUGAACUGUGAAAUAUUUUGAUAGAGCAACAAUAUGUUCCUCUACGUGAUUUCCAGCAAUUGCAUGCUAUCCUGUUUAUUCCUCAAAAUUACUUCUUAUAAAGAAAGAAAGUUUUUUUACUAUAAUACUGACUUUUUGUUAUCUGAAGACGAUGCAUGCGUUACAUAGGUUACAAAAGAAACCCCACCUUUACCAACUAAACUAUGCAUUUAACUUACGUUUAGGCAUGUUACUUCUUUGAAAAUGUGUGUUUUAGU